Messenger RNA from Prorocentrum cordatum, 154 nucleotides. The record is from the annotation of a GenBank genome assembly. Lineage: Eukaryota; Dinophyceae; Prorocentrales; Prorocentraceae.
GAACAUCCAGAACAAGCCGGUGGUCAACCAGGACCCGCAGGCCGCCCAGCUGGCCGCCAUGCAGGACGAGAUUGCCGCCCUGCGGAGCGAGCUGCGGCGAGCGGGCGGGGGCGGCACGCCUGGGCCUGCACCGCCGCGCGCCGAGGGGGACGAG